This is a messenger RNA of Ananas comosus (pineapple), 1465 nucleotides long. RefSeq names its product chorismate mutase 3, chloroplastic-like. The record is from RefSeq and is a predicted model, not a curated record. Gene Ontology annotation, cellular component: cytoplasm. Bases 93 to 1076 code for a protein of 327 amino acids. Gene Ontology annotation, biological process: chorismate metabolic process; aromatic amino acid biosynthetic process. NCBI's taxonomy places the organism in Eukaryota, Viridiplantae, Streptophyta, Magnoliopsida, Poales, Bromeliaceae. The transcript has 6 exons. Gene Ontology annotation, molecular function: chorismate mutase activity.
CCCCCUCUCCCCCUUUCCACCUUUAUAAAUCCCCCUCCCAAAGGCGCAGUUUUUAAAAGCACCCAAAUUUCUCUCCCCCAGGCGCAUCUCUAAUGGAGCUUAAGCUCUUGAAGCCCUCUCCUUGUUGGUCCUCUUCCUCUUCCUCUUCCUCUUCUCCUCGCCUCUAUGGGCCCAAAAUGCCCGUUCGGAUCCCCUUCUCCCUCCCGAGCACGCGAAGACCCACGAGCAACAAUGGAUACCUUCUCCACAACGCGAAGCUCCAUUCAAUCCGAUGCUCCGUAUCGUACUCGCCAAGGCUGGAGAAAAAGCGAAUCGAUCAAAGUGAGAUCUUGACUCUUGACAGCAUCAGACACUCGUUAAUUCGUCAAGAAGAUAGCAUAAUAUUCAGCCUUUUGGAGAGGGCCCAAUAUUGUUAUAAUGCCGACACUUACGAUAGCAAUGCUUUCGACAUGGAUGGAUUUGAAGGCUCUCUAGUUGAAUUCAUGGUUAGAGAGACUGAAAAGCUACAUGCACAGGUCGGGAGAUACAAGAGCCCGGAUGAGCAUCCUUUCUUUCCAGAAGAUUUGCCUGAGCCCAUGCUGCCACCUAUGCAGUAUCCAAAGGUUCUGCAUCCCAUUGCUGAUUCCAUCAACAUAAACAGGAUGAUAUGGAAAAUGUAUUUCGGUAACCUUCUCCCAAGAUUAGUAAGAGAAGGAAAUGAUGGUAAUUGUGGAUCAAGUGCCGUUUGUGACACAAUCUGUUUGCAGGCUCUCUCGAAAAGAAUCCACUAUGGUAAAUUUGUGGCGGAGGCGAAGUUUCAAGAAUCUCCUGAUUCCUACGAACCUGCAAUUAGAGCACAGGAUGGUGAUCAGCUAAUGCGCUUGCUAACAUACGAGUCUGUGGAGAGAGCAAUCACACGCAGGGUAGAAACAAAGGCCAAAAUCUUUGGACAAGAGGUGACUAUUGGUGGCGACGGAAACGGAAACCCACCAGUGUACAAGAUCAAGCCAACAUUAGUUGCUGAGCUCUAUGAUGACUGGAUCAUGCCGCUCACCAAGGAAGUUCAAGUCCAAUACCUGCUUAGGAGGUUGGACUAAAGCUAUAUUAUAUGCUGGCCUGGGAGGUCCAAUACCUGCUGCGGAGGUUGGAUUAAGUUACAAAAUUCUGGCCUGAAAAGCGCGUAUAACAGAAGAAAAGCCAUUUCGUUUUUUGAACUACAACAUGAUAUAUACCCUUCUGUUUUGUUUAAUGUUUAUACGAAUGUAGUUUGUUAUAUCUCUCGCAUUUAAGAGUCGAAGCAAAUUCUGAUGUGAUCUUGCUUCUGCUUCUUGAUUUCGCGUCUCGUUUCACUUGUAUUAAGUGUUCCGAUAUGUAAUCAGGUAGUUAUCAUCAAGUGUUUUGUUUUCCAAUCAUAAUAAUGUAAAUUUGGGUUUACGAAUCUUUGCCUUGCUGAAAUAAUGUAAUGCGAAGAAAUCUUAUCCUGAAA